UAGCCCCGCCCACAUGUCAUGUGAUGUACAGAACAUGGCGGCCAUGUGUACUCGCCUGGCGCUGUUGCUAGCGUGUGUUGUGGGCUACACAGCGGCUCUGCCGUGGUUUCUACACGGCAGACCGCGCGGGGGGAUGCUGGGCAGUCCCGGGCGGGCGGGGGAAGGUCCGCUACCGCCAGACCAAUGGGUAACACAGCGGCUGGACCAUUAUAACGACGCGGAUCUCAGGACUUGGCAACAGAGGUACUUUGUGAAUGACACAUUCUACAAGCCAGGAGGACCUGUGUUCCUGAUGAUAGGAGGGGAGGGCACAGCUGACCCUAUCUGGAUGGUCACUGGUUCUUGGAUUGAAUAUGCAAAAGAGUUCCAUGCUCUAUGUCUCAUGCUGGAGCAUAGGUACUAUGGCAAGAGCCACCCGACAGAAGACACAAGUGUAGAAAAUCUCCAGUACCUCAGCAGUGAUCAGGCCCUGGCUGACCUGGCAUACUUCCGCAACUACAUGGCAGAGAAGAUGAGCUUAACUGAUAACAAGUGGAUCACAUUUGGCGGCUCCUACCCAGGUUCCCUGUCUGCCUGGUUCCGUCUGAAGUACCCUCACCUGGUGGCAGGAGCAGUGGCCACUAGUGGGCCUUUACUGGCUGAGCUGGACUUUGUGGAGUACGUAGAGGUGGUUCGGGACUCCCUGGCUACCACUGGCCCCGAGUGUAACAAGAACAUCCAAGAAGCCACUGAUGCCGUAAAACAGAUGCUGGAAACACAGGAGGGAGUCGAGAAACUCAACAAGCUCUUUAACCUCUGCUCUCCCCUGGACGUGAAUGUUGCGAAUGACGUGGCAAACUUCUGGAGUACAAUAUCUGGUAACUUCAUGGGCGUGGUACAGUACAACAAGGACAACAGGGAGUUUGAGGGUGCAGUGGGCACAAACAUCACCCUGGAUGUCCUGUGUAACAUCAUGAAUGACAACUCCAAGCACAUGCCAGUUGAGGAAAGGUAUGCAGCUGUCAACUACCUGAUGAUGGAAACUUACAAACAGAAAUGUCUGGAUGUCUCCUAUUCAGCCAUGAUUAAGGAGCUCCGCGAGACGUCUUGGGAGAGUGCAGCUUCAGAAGGAGGUCGCCAGUGGAUCUAUCAGACCUGUACAGAGUUUGGUUUUUACCAGACUUCAGACUCACCAAACCAGCCUUUUGGGGAUGGAUUUCCCCUCAGUUUUUCAUUACAGCAAUGUUCGGAUAUCUAUGGACCUCAGUUCAACCAGUCUACACUCAUGGAAGGCAUACGGAGAACAAACACCAACUAUGGUGCUCUGAAGAUCGCAGGAACAAAGAUCGUCUUCCCAAAUGGGUCGAUUGAUCCGUGGCAUGCUCUGGGAAUAACUGAGGAUCCCAAAGGCACAGACCUACAUGCUGUCUACAUAAAAGGAACUGCACACUGUGCCAACAUGUACCCAGCCAGGUUUGGGGACCCUCCUGAGCUGACACAAGCAAGGGAAACCAUAAAGGUUCACAUCCAAGACUGGCUCAGUCAGUAAAGGCAGAAAAGAUGAGGACACAUUUAGGACCUUUCCCCAUCCUGGCCUCUCUGACCACUGCCCAACUGGAAGUUAGUCGGGAGUAGUGUGACCAAUUUUACCCCAACAUGGACUGCAGAAGGUUGGGAUUGGUUAGGAGGCGAUGGUUGGGUAAUGUAGAUUCUGCACAAGCUGGCUGUGCUUACAUGUACAUUUCUGAUAUUAGAUAUAAGGCUUUUAAACAGCUUGAUAGAAAAAAUACAUAUUAAAGAUGAGGCAGAUAAGCAUCAAUGGCAAAAAAAGAAAUGCAUCGUGUAACUUAUAACAUUAAAGAUGUUUAGAAGAAUGAAAUGAAUUUGAUAAAGGAGACUGAUACAUACUCUUCAUGUUCUUCCUGAAUUCUUACAAAUUAUGCUGUUAUUGGAUACAUGAUGUAACUCUUCUAUGUAAAAGGUUACGUUUUGGAAUAUAGAUCUGCAUUCAGAUAUGACUUUUUUUUCAAUUGAUGAUGUAACUUCAGGGUUGCCUCUUAUGUGAUUCUCAUGAACUGGCAAAACCAGCCAACCACCAUCAGCCCUGGUUCUGUCACUUCUAUCCAUAAAAUGUUGACUUUGUUGGUACAAAGCUCACAUUUUUGUAUUUAUGUAUUGUAUGGGAUUGGUAUAACCUUGUUCAAUGGUCUAAAAUCAAAAUAUCAUAGACAGAAACAUGAAGAAAACCUGUAGACUCCCUGCCUAAAUGAUACAAUGUCAUAUGACCCUGUGGUGUUUGCCCUGUUUUGCAUAAGGUUUGUACGUAUCACAUAAGAUUGAUGCAUUUCAUAAAGUGAUUCAUGCAUAUCCUAUAAUGUCCAUUUUCGAAUAGUGACGUGUGUAUAAAAUGCGUACGUUUUCACAUAGUGAUUCGUCUGUAUUCCAGUACAUCAUAUUGGUACGCAUUUAAUGUUUGUGAAAAUGCUAUGGCAAACCUGGUAACAGCAAGCCCCAGACAUUGAUUUCCAACAGCUUAUGUAGACUGUCAUGGUUUGGUUGUGAAUAUCUUCCAGAAAUAUGAAUACAAAUACAGAUGUAUAUUCUA
Molecule: messenger RNA, 2584 nt
Organism: Branchiostoma floridae (Florida lancelet)
Lineage: Eukaryota; Metazoa; Chordata; Leptocardii; Amphioxiformes; Branchiostomatidae
Product: putative serine protease K12H4.7
Exons: 10
Coding region: 14-1528 (504 amino acids)
Biological process (GO): proteolysis
Molecular function (GO): serine-type exopeptidase activity; dipeptidyl-peptidase activity
Source: RefSeq, a predicted model, not a curated record